This is a messenger RNA of Ectocarpus sp. CCAP 1310/34, 1319 nucleotides long. The record is from the annotation of a GenBank genome assembly. NCBI's taxonomy places the organism in Eukaryota, Phaeophyceae, Ectocarpales, Ectocarpaceae.
AUGCUCACGCCGUCGGCGCGGCCUAAUUUCUGCAUGCUGAUGAUCGAUGGCAACGUGUUCCUUUCAAGAACCCUUCGCGAACUGUGCUCGAGGUUUCACUCUUCCAACCUCGUCCCGGUGGAGUGCCCAAUCGUUGUGGCGGAGAGCGAUUCGGGCGUGUACGGAGCAGGAGUUUCCGGUGAAGGUAACCACUCGACUUACGAAGGCCGGGACAUCGAGCUCGAUCCCCCACCACCCACCACGUGCGUGCUCACCGUUGCAUACAUCCCACCGGAGGGGGGGAGCGACGGCGGCCUACCGCAGCCUCGAGUUAAGACCUUCAUCGCCAGCCACAAUUUCCAGAACACACGGAAUGACGGCCCGUCCGUCGACGGUGUCGCACCCGUUUUCACGGAGUGCGCUCCCGCCGUUACCUUCGGAACCAAACUGGCAGCAGUGAACGGGGAGAACAAGCCUGGCGGCACUUCUAGCUCGGCGUCUGGCACUAAUCUCACUGAACCCGCGGGGUCAAGCGGGCCACCCCAGCCGGUGAGGAGGUCGAGCCGGGCGACGACCGUGGCUAAUUCGAAGGUGGCAUCGCAGCGCGUGUACCCGAAGCUAACACCGCCAUCAUCCAGCGUCCCGCUAGAGGACGCUGACACCGUUUUUCUCGUGGGCGAUCACCACCCGCUGUUGAUGGCGAGAACGGCGGACUGGCUCCAGAAGUUGCUUGGGGAAGAUACGGUGGUCCUUGGUGGCAGCACGACAUGCGCUUUGUGUAUUGGCAGCCAGAUGUUUCCCGAUCCCGAAGAGAAGGUCAGAAAUUACUCGCGACCAAGCAUCCAAGCUCGCGUUGUGGUCGGCGUCGCUCUGCGAGGAGUACACGCCCUGGCGAUUUCAGCGAAAGGCUACGAAGGUGUCGGGCCUGUAUUUAAGAUAGACACCACGGCUGACCCUCAAGGAGGCCCACAGGCAGAGAAGGGCGAGGUGCGGAAGAGGAGGGUUAAUUUGGGCACCACCGUCGGUACGAUCAGAAUUGUAGUCGGGUGUGACGGGAUUUAUUCGGCGACGGGAUGUCCUGGCUGACCUUGACACCGAGAUGUCCAACAUUUAUCGUCUUUUUCACACGCGUAAACCGAGAAAUAUGUGAAGGUCCCAGAUCCCCGCCAAACGAGACUAGACCUCUCUCUGGGUAUUCGCAUACGUCCACCACCACGUCUCCUUCGAGCAAAGAGAGAAAACAAGAACCUGAGUUGAGACUUGAAUCACCCACGGAGUGAGCACUAGCCACAGAUACCAGCAGACGAGCGGAUGGAUCCAUGGGAUCGGCUACAUUUCUG